UAGUAAAGCCCAAUUAAAAGGCAGCAUGCUAUUCUCAGUUCCUGUUUAAGUCACUCAUAGAGCAAAGGGGAAGCGGCUAAGGUUUUCUUCCUCAUUAUUUGGCUGAAAAUUGGGAAUAAUUUAGUGGGAAGGAGAGGCUACAAGGGAGACGUACUCAUCACCCGAUCGGCACCAAUUUAUCUUGAGUUGCAGUGAUUUCUACUCAACUUCUUCAUCAACAAAAUUGAAAGUUCAUCUCUUGUCAAGUGAAAAUUACGAAGUCUUGGUGAUUGGCCAAUGUUCUAUGAUGGCCUUUGUCACAACUGCUGAAGUUUGUGAUUCAAAUCCACAGCUUAUUGUGAGUGGCGAGCUCCGUGCCCUCCAGCCAGUUUUCCAGAUAUAUGGAAGGCGCCCAGUCUUUUCCGGACCAGUCGUUACUCUGAAAGUUUUUGAAGACAAUGUUUUGGUUCGUGAUUUUCUUGAGGAGAAAGGUAAUGGAAGAGUUCUGGUUGUUGAUGGGGGUGGUAGUUUGAGGUGUGCAAUAUUGGGAGGCAAUCCUGUGGUGCAAGCUCAGAACAAUGGAUGGGCAGGUAUUGUAGUCAACGGCUGUAUAAGGGACGUAGACGAAAUAAAUGGUUGUGACAUUGGGGUGAGAGCUCUGGCUUCACAUCCAAUGAAAGCAAAUAAGAGGGGGAUCGGAGAAAAGCACGUUCCGAUUACUAUAGCUGGCACUAGAAUAUGUGACGGAGAAUGGCUCUAUGCAGAUACCGAUGGUCUUCUGAUUUCCAAAACCGAGUUGUCUGUUUAAGAAUACAUGGAUGCUGGGAUUGCAUUAUUCAUCAUAAAUUUGCAACUAUCUGCUUUUACUCGGGGGUAUGCCACUAUGCUUUGAUUGCUGUCUAUUGUAAUUUUAGUACUUGAAACUCGCAUCGAAUGCCACUAUGCUUUGGUUGCUGUCUUUUCUAAUUUUCGUACUUGAAACUCUCAUCGAUUUUACUUUGCUUUGUUCCAUUUUAUGAAUAAACUAGAACCACGAAGUAUGUAAUGUAUUUUUGUGCUUUGAAAUGUCUCUUUACUUAA
Molecule: messenger RNA, 1059 nt
Organism: Olea europaea var. sylvestris
Lineage: Eukaryota; Viridiplantae; Streptophyta; Magnoliopsida; Lamiales; Oleaceae
Product: putative 4-hydroxy-4-methyl-2-oxoglutarate aldolase 2
Exons: 3
Coding region: 284-787 (167 amino acids)
Biological process (GO): regulation of RNA metabolic process
Molecular function (GO): ribonuclease inhibitor activity
Source: RefSeq, a predicted model, not a curated record